CAAGGCCAAAUGUGAUUGCGCUAUCGGUCAUCUGGUGCGAAUAGAAAACAUUAAUAAAUGAAUAAAAAAUAAGUUCAAUCGGUAUUUUAUUUUAGAAUUAAAAUGCUACGUACACUUAUCAUUGAUCUUAACAAAUUGCGACUAAGUCCAGUUGUGGUUACACAAGUGCGCGAAAAAGGACAUUUAACGAGGCCUCGUCUAAGGAACCCUUACUGGUUUGUGCGCAAAGAAAGAUUGGCUCGUGACACAACUGUAACACCAGAAAACAAAGCAUUUCUCAAAGAAGUGAUAAAAGAUAAAUACGGUCCACCAGCGCUUAUAAAGGGUAUACCUUCCUAUGAUCAAUCGGCUUUAAUAAAAACUGAGCGAUUUGAGCGUCAGCCAUGGCAUGAGAAAGCCCGCCGUUGUGGUCUUAUUGCACGAAAAAUUGGACAAUACCCGCUUUGGCUAAAAAAUGGCGAACGCAUACGCACCACGUUAUUGCAAAUUGUUGACAACCAUGUCAUACGCUACAUACCACCACAUGAAUAUCAGCCAGCACAUCGACCUAAUGUAGCCAAUCUUAGUAAAUAUGGUUGCCUCAUGGUGGGUGCCGAAUCAGUCGACCCUUCAACACUAACCAAAGAGUAUUGCGGACUGUUUCGUGAUUCUGGUGUGAUGCCAAAACGCAAUCUGGCGCGCUUUAUAGUUUCUCCGGAGGCAGCGAUAUCUGCUGGCACACCCCUGAAUGUGGCUCAUUUCAGAGUCGGCGAUUUUGUUGAUGUUCGGGGAAAAACUGUCGAUCACGGAUUUCAAGGUGUGGUGAAACGUCAUGGAUUCAAGGGUAUGCCCGCAUCACACGGUGUAACGAAAACGCAUCGUCGUCCUGGUAAUAUAGGUGGUGGUGGAGAGAAAGGACGAGUUUGGCCAGGCACAAAAAUGCCAGGACAUAUGGGUAACCGCUGGCGUGUAGCGAAAGGUAUGCGUAUCUGGCGCAUCAAUACAAAAUACAAUGUCAUGUGGGUGCAAGGAAGUGCCAUACCUGGACCUACCAACGGUAUUGUGUACAUUUAUGAUACAAUUUUACCGCUACGAAAACAUAAAACAGCACCACCUUUCCCAACAACUUUUGAAGAAGAGCUAGAGGCGUUAACCGGAUCAGCAGAUGACAUUUGGUAUGAGGAUGUGCAUAAUUUUAAAGAUGACACUAUCAACUUCCAGCCAGAAACUAAUUAGUUGUGUUAAAAUGUUUAAAUAUGUACUUCAGCGAUUAAAGUUGUUUAGAAAUAAUGUA
Molecule: messenger RNA, 1273 nt
Organism: Anastrepha obliqua
Lineage: Eukaryota; Metazoa; Arthropoda; Insecta; Diptera; Tephritidae
Gene: mRpL3
Product: 39S ribosomal protein L3, mitochondrial
Exons: 4
Coding region: 103-1215 (370 amino acids)
Biological process (GO): translation
Cellular component (GO): ribosome; mitochondrial large ribosomal subunit
Molecular function (GO): structural constituent of ribosome
Source: RefSeq, a predicted model, not a curated record